AUGGCAUCUCGUCAUCCUUACGCAUCUAGCGUAUCGCAAGUCCUCCGGGAACUAGAGGAGUUCCAGACCAUGGACUAUGAGAGCGCUUAUUAUGGCUUCAAUGAAGACCUCCUGCUGGCUGACUUAGAUCAGGCCGGUCGCUGGGGAACGUUUGCGAACAAUCCUGAAUUAAAUCACGAUACGUCCUCCACAGAUCAAAGGCCUACAAAGAAACAAAGGACAGAUCGGCUGGUGCAUGGGGGCGAUAUCCCAGCAGUGCACAUCCAGGACCGCUACACUGACCCAGACUCAAACGCCGUGCAACAACAGAGAGCUUCAAGGGGUCCUCCUGUGCUCAUUGAUCUUACGGAAGAUGAUCACCCGCUAACCGAGAUCUUGGAGAUCUUCCCAGACAUUGAUCCGGAUCAUUUAAAGGGUCUGAUCGAUCGCCAUCUUGCGCUGGUGUCUCAAGCAAAGACAGAGAUUCUGCUCACCGCCACUGAUAAAGACUUAGCGAAAGGCGCUGCCAUCGAAGAAAUCCUUCAGAACCCUUCUUAUCCCAGAAAGCAGAAGCGGCUUAAGAGAACAGUUGACGAGCGUGACUCGGUCCCCAAGAAGGAAGACGAUAUUCAGAAGUGGCUGAAGGCUAUUCCUCAAAGAGGAAGUCCUCUGUACCUUGAAAUCACUGCUCGGUUGUUGGCGAUUGAAUUCCCUACUGUGCCCUGGACAUAUAUCCAGAACCUCGCCCUGCACAAAAGAGAAUUAUACGCUGCGUAUCUCAGUCUGUAUGCCCUGGAAGACCCUUCUGCCAAGUCAACCAAGCCUUACAAGAACGAACGAAACCGCAAUCCUCGCUCACAUACAAGCCUGUACAAGUCGUACCCGGAAACCCUACCAAUCAUGGAAAACCUCAAACGCGAACUCAAGGCGGCUGCAAAAGCUGCAAAGAAGACCAAGGAGAUGAAUUCAGCGGUCCUCCGUAACAACUUCGAAGAUGUUGACGAUAAGGAAGCCGAAGAGCGCAACAUUCGAACGGGAAACCUAGUGGAGUGCCAGUGCUGUUUCGAAGAGGUCCCCGCGAACAAAGCAUUGCCAUGUGAAGGACUUGACGUUCAUUUCUUCUGCUAUACUUGCAUGAAGUCUUCCGCAGAGACACAAAUUGGGAUGAUGAGGUACAAGCUACAAUGCUUUGACGGGAGUGGAUGUCAGGCGAAGUUUGAUCGAUACGGGCUUGAGCGUGCCUUGGGAGCGAAGCUCAUGCAAAAGCUCGAUGCUCUUCAGCAGCAGGACGAGAUUGGGCAAGCUGGGCUGGAAGGCCUUGAGUCCUGUCCCUUCUGCGACUUCCAGGCGAUAUGUGCUCCCGCCGAUGAGGAUCGAGAGUUUCGGUGCAGGAACCCUGACUGCGAAGUGGUUAGCUGUCGCUUGUGUAAGGAGAAAAGUCAUCCACCGAGCAGCUGCGACGAGGCUAGGAAAGACAAGCAACUCCCAUACCGGCAUCGCGUAGAAGAGGCUCUGAGUGAGGCACUCAUUCGGCCUUGUCCAACCUGCAAGGUGAAGAUUGUCAAAACCGAUGGCUGCAACAAGAUGACCUGCUCGAAAUGCGGGACUCAGAUGUGCUAUGUCUGCAACGUCAAACUCGGUGCCUCUUACGAACACUUCAAUCGACCGCCAACCCAUUGCCGCUUGUGGGAUCAGAAUGAAAGAUAUCCACUUGGAAGACAGGUUGACCAAGAGAUUGAACAAGUCGAAGCAGAUGCUAUCGCCAAGAUCCUGGCAGAGAACCCUGAUGUCACCGAAGAAGAGAUCCGAGUGAAUCGUCCGGGACAGAAGCAGAAUGCUAGACCUCCCCGGCCAGGUCGACCACAGAAUCAGAAUGCAAGACCUCCUCAGCCAGACCGCGCGCGCCAGCCUGUUCAAGCUCGGGCUCGCAUCAAUAUUCAAGUUCCUGGGAUUCCACAGCCAGAUCAGCCGCGUCAACAACAAGUGCAACCGCGUCAACAACAAGUGCAACCGCGUCAACCUAUGCAAGCUCCUCAGCACAUACAAGCGCCUCGGGUCAUACAGCAAGCUGAUCCUGCCAAUGUUUACUUCAGAGAGCCUUACGUUCACGUGCAAGCUCAGGCAAAUCAAAUGCCAAUCGCCAGAAAUUACUAUGCCAACGGAAUACAAGAUAUUUACGCCGGCAGACUUCCUUGGGAAGCUCCUAGCAACAAUUACCCUCUUCCCAAUGCACAAAUAAACCAGCUAAACUCUGGCGAAGCUGGCUUUUUACCGCAGGGCCAUCCUCCCAAUAACCCAGCGGCGAUGCCAAUAGAUCCUCCUCCUUACUACGCUUGGAACCAUGGCCAGGCUUUAUCUGUGGCACCACGUUUUCCUGCGCAGAACGUCGCAAAUAACCCUGUGCCUAAUCCAGUCGGACCGGGACAAACCAACCCAUAUCCUUCCUAUCACAUACCACCCAUCGUUUCUCAGAACGCUCGACGAGCAUCCGGCGGACUGGGUGGAUAUGCUCGCGACUAA
Molecule: messenger RNA, 2499 nt
Organism: Aspergillus uvarum CBS 121591
Lineage: Eukaryota; Fungi; Ascomycota; Eurotiomycetes; Eurotiales; Aspergillaceae
Product: E3 ubiquitin-protein ligase RNF216
Exons: 3
Coding region: 1-2499 (832 amino acids)
Molecular function (GO): zinc ion binding
Source: RefSeq, a predicted model, not a curated record